CCAGCCUUCAACAGCAACCCGCGGCCCCUUCUUCCUCUCCCCUGCUCUUCGCCUCCUCUCUAUAUAUACCCUUCUCUCUCUCACCCCUCAAUCAAACCCAUCGCAGUUCUCGAGAGCAUUUGAGGGCCAUAAAGAAGUUUCUUCCGCUUCCGCAGAGAGAGAGAGAGAGAGAGAGAGAAGAAGAAGAAGAGGAAGAUACCCUCAAAGCUCUCUUAUUAUCUGCAGAAGCGUCGAUCUCUUUUCGCUGAUCUUGUAUUCGACAAUGGCCCGAUCGCUCUCCUCCGCUAAGCUCCUCUCCGCCGCCGUCGUCGAUGGAGUCGCCUCAUCCAUCAAAAGGCGCGGUUUCUCUGCAGCAGCGUCCCAAGGAGUUGUGAGAACUGGGGGUGGAAGCAGCCCCGUGAUGACGAAGAAGGCUGGGGAGGAGAAGGCGGGAGCCGCGGCGCACAAGGUCUCGUGGGCGCCCGACCCCAAGACUGGAUACUACAGACCGGAGAUCGGGGCCGAGGAGAUCGACGUGGCCGAGCUGCGGGCGGCCCGCCUUAAGCAGAAGAACUGAUAUAAUAAUUACAAUUGAAGCGGAUGGAAAGAUCCAGGAAGAUGAUGAGACUUCGAGGAGAAGCUCAGAUCCUGAGAUGCCGCGACUCGUCUCGUAUUCGGCUUGCCGAUUUAACAACAUAAAGAAAAAAUGUAGUGAUUUUUUUCUUGUUUGUUUCGAAUUCGAAUCGGUCAAGUUGUGGCUCACUGGUGGAAUGAACCCGGUUGAUCUUUAACUUUACGCUUCUGUCCUGUUUCUUUCAUGGAGCAGAACGAGUUGUAACCUGAGCUUUUCGUGUUUCUGAAUAGAUUAAUCGAUCCGUUUAGUGUUUCUCUUUUUUCCUUUCUUUAUUAAUUGAAUGAAAUAAUGAAU
Punica granatum (pomegranate) is the source of this 907-nucleotide messenger RNA. The record is from RefSeq and is a predicted model, not a curated record. NCBI's taxonomy places the organism in Eukaryota, Viridiplantae, Streptophyta, Magnoliopsida, Myrtales, Lythraceae.